UAGUUAAAGCUUCUCCAUUGCCAGCUCUUUCCCUCCUCUAUCAUCCCAUUCGAGUUUUCCAGCUCCGCCGAAGCGCGAAAAAAUGGGCUGCAUCAAGUCUUCUCAGGCCAAACAAGACGGAGGAGGAAGGAGGAUCCGCAAACCGAAACCCUGGAAUCAUACCGAGCCAAUAACGAGGACUCAGCUUGACCAGAUGCGUGAAGAAUUUUGGGAUACUGCUCCUUACUAUGGUGGCAGCAGAGAGAUCUGGGAUGCGCUCCGAGCCGCUGCAGAAGCUGAUGAUCUCCGCCAUGCACGAGCGAUUAUUGACGGUGCUGGAAUCAUAGUUGAAAGUGCUGAUCUGACAACCUGCUACGAUGAAAGAGGUGCAAAAUACGAACUACCAAACUAUGUUCUGAGCGAGCCCGCGAACUUGAUCAGAGAGAGUUAGAACCGAGAGGAAUGGACCCAUCAGCAAGAUUGACCGUAAAUCGCGUACAGAGUAAUUCCCCAACGCAGCUGAUUGUUCAUGAAGUCGCACAAUCAACUUUUGAUUUCAUAUACUGGUAGCCUAUGAUUCGCCCUUUGCUUCUCAUCCAACCUCGACGACGGAGAGAAAGCAUCGGCCUGAAUUUUACUAGAUCCAGACUUGGGUUUCAGGGUGACCUGAUGAUUCAUUGAUUGAUACAAAUUC
This is a messenger RNA of Punica granatum (pomegranate), 673 nucleotides long. NCBI's taxonomy places the organism in Eukaryota, Viridiplantae, Streptophyta, Magnoliopsida, Myrtales, Lythraceae. The record is from RefSeq and is a predicted model, not a curated record.